AUGAAUUUCAACAAUUUCACCAGUGACUUAAACGGGAAAACAUGUGUGAAAUGUGAAAAAGAAGCUAAAUUUACUGGCGUCGACCCAAAGAAAGCGUGGUAUUGUCAAGAAUGUUUCAUUCAGAUGGUCAGAAAUAAGUUCAGAUCUGCUUUGAGCAAGAAAAAAAUUUACAAGGAGGCCGACGCUCGUGAUACCUUGGUUGUUUAUGAUGGAUCUCCAUCUGGAACUUUUCUGCUCAAUCAAAUCGACGACGCGCUCAAGCAAAUUACUUACAAAAGAUUAAUGGUCAAGCCCACUGUUCUUGUUUUAGUAUCCGAAUCGGAAGAACCGGAAAUUCAGCAGGUGAUCAAGCGAGUUGCAGAGAUCAAGAAGAACUUUCUCGAGAAUGUGAACUGGUUUAUAGCUCAUAUUGCUUUCUGCUUGUAUGAUGAACCUUCAGAACUGAAAGAAUUUGAAUGCAAUGGUAUUGAAAAGAUUACCGCGUACAAAUACCUUCUUGCCUCCUGUUCCGUGCCGACGUACAAAAAAGAAUUAGAAAGAAUGCUGAAAGAGAAAUGUCUUCAAAAACUAGCUGAAUCUCUGAAAGUGACAAAGUGUAUGGUUACGGAUGAUGCAGAUGACCUCGGAAGACUGGCUCUCGAUCAGUUAUGUCUUGGAAGAGGUGGAUCUCUCUCAUCGUUGGUGACAGUAGCAGAAAAAAGAAAUGACUUUAUGAUUAUUCGACCGCUUUGUGAUUUGUCAAAAAGAGAAAUCUCCAUUUACAAUUAUCUAUGUAAAAUUGAUGAUCACUAUAUACAGUUUUCUCAUACCCAAUCACAGGAGAAGUCAGUACAAACUCUAACCGAUGCAUUCAUUCGAACACUGGAGGAUGAGAAGUUUUAUUCCACAAUCAACACAGUAUUGAGUACGGCUUCGAAAAUUCAUAAUACAAAUGGAAAGGAUGGUUCUAGGUGUUCGAUGUGCUAUGUGGAAGUUGCUGAGUUCCAAUGUGAAACUUGUUCUGCUGUCAGAAACUCCUGUAGUGAGAAUCUCAACAUUAUUUUCAGUUAA
Caenorhabditis briggsae is the source of this 1050-nucleotide messenger RNA. It is a transcript of the gene Cbr-tut-2, whose product is annotated as Protein CBR-TUT-2. Gene Ontology annotation, cellular component: cytosol. Gene Ontology annotation, molecular function: sulfurtransferase activity; tRNA binding. Bases 1 to 1050 code for a protein of 349 amino acids. Gene Ontology annotation, biological process: tRNA wobble position uridine thiolation. Lineage: Eukaryota; Metazoa; Nematoda; Chromadorea; Rhabditida; Rhabditidae. The transcript has 7 exons. The record is from RefSeq and is a predicted model, not a curated record.